AUGCAAAUGAACGAACUCAUUCAUGCCUAUCUGGACUACCAAUCUCGCGAUUCUGGAGAUGGUAUACCUACUGUCUCAAAUGAAAAUGACAAUCCUUCUCUCAAUACUGCCCUGGUACUCAGCAACAUUGAGCUCGUUGAUACUUUCUCCUUCGUACUCUUGCAGCCUAUCAGCAAGCUCACCGGACUUGUCCCUGAUUCACCAUCCAGGCGCAAUGCAAAAUGCUGUGCCACUUGCAUGAUGUUUGCACUCAAGCACGACACUCCAAACUGGUGGCUGUUGAAUGCAUGCCCAGCAUGUACUUACAAACUGGUAGAUGAAUCACCACUCCAAUUUGCUUGGUUUGCCACCAUCGACGGUAAUAAUAGCCUUAAGCGCUGGGCGUCUUCAAGUCCUAAUUCUGUUCCUCGUGAUGACUCUCGUUGGCCGAGAUCAGACUACUGGAUCAGUCGUGCAGUAGAUAAAUUCAAAGACGAAGUCAGGUCCAGAACUGCACUCGACAAGAACAACAAGGUCAAUGACUGGGAGGAUGUACACAAUGACAAAGAAGUCCCAGGCGAGGCCAUUUCCAUUGUACAGUCCAUUGGCGCAACGCCAGACCCGAACAAUACAAGAAAAUGUUUUCAGUUUUUGAUGAAUCCAGUAUUUUCAUUGCUGCGUGACGUCACCAUUUUGUCUUGGUUGCCUGCGAUAUGA
This is a messenger RNA of Suillus paluster, 696 nucleotides long. RefSeq lists its product as uncharacterized. The coding region runs from base 1 to 696 and encodes 231 amino acids. The record is from RefSeq and is a predicted model, not a curated record. NCBI's taxonomy places the organism in Eukaryota, Fungi, Basidiomycota, Agaricomycetes, Boletales, Suillaceae. The transcript has 4 exons.